AUGUAUAUAUUAUGGAUUGCUAAAGAAGGAAAAAUCCACAAGCGGCUUUCCGUCCAUGGAAUUCACACUGUGAAGGAUCUCUUGCAGUUAUUCACAACCAACACAUCUUCAUUAUAUGAGAAAUUUGGAAACAUUCCAAAUAAGUCAUCGUUAGCAAUUAUUGAACAUGCCAAGACCUGUGUGAUAGAUGAUUACAAGCUUUACAGCUACCACACAAUAGAGCAACCAAUAAUUCUGUUAUUCAAUUCCAUCUUCAAACUUUUGGGAGUGACAUUUGAUUGCCAAAAUUAUUAUUCACCAGAGACUCUCGCGCCAAGCGAGAAGCAUUUGGUAGAAAUAGUGAAGCAAGAUGCAUACAAAAACGUGAAUAACUUGAAACCAAUGGAUGAAGCUAUAUUGAACUGCUUAAACCUAGAGGCAUGUCUAAAAUCAAGGCACUCAGUUGCUCCAGUUCAAGAUCUGCAAUAUAUUGAUAUCUCAGCAUCACAAGGAACAUGGCCAGGUUAUGUUCAACCAUUUAUCUCUGCUUCAUAUAUUGAUGAAACAAUGUAUGAUUCCCAAAUCUAUGCUGAUCCAGUGCCAGAAGCAAGAGAAAUACCACAAAACAUUCUUGUGGAUGAUGAAUUUUCCUUAGGAAUGUACAUAGAAGGGGAUAAUUGGCACUUCAAUGGAUCACAUUUUCCACAUAUGCAAUGUGGUUAUCCAACACAGAAUGAGAAUUCAGAAAAUGGCUUUUACUUUGGUUCUUGUGAUGGAGCAGCAUUUAGCAGCCAUAACACUUUGCUGAAUCAUGCUAUGGAUAUAUCAAGAAGUGGGAAACCAAAAGUAGAGUGGUGCAAGAUUCGAGCUGCGAUCAAAUGGGUCAUAUCAGUGAGAAAAGAUGCAGCUGCUAGGAAGAAUGCAAUGUUGGUUUAA
Molecule: messenger RNA, 915 nt
Organism: Lotus japonicus
Lineage: Eukaryota; Viridiplantae; Streptophyta; Magnoliopsida; Fabales; Fabaceae
Product: calmodulin-binding protein 60 B-like
Exons: 4
Coding region: 1-915 (304 amino acids)
Biological process (GO): regulation of salicylic acid biosynthetic process
Cellular component (GO): nucleus
Molecular function (GO): calmodulin binding; DNA-binding transcription factor activity; sequence-specific DNA binding
Source: RefSeq, a predicted model, not a curated record